GACCAUGAGGCGUGUGCUGCUGAAGAAGGCAGAGCAUCACUGAGGAGAGGAGUGGGGUGGGAGUGGAGCCUCUCUGUCUGCUGCUGCGCUCUGAUCCCGGUGAUGCUGCUGCUCGCUCAGGUGUUGCACGUCGAGGAGUCCCGGUGCCUGCUCUCGGUYGGAUGAAGGCUUGCCUCGGAGUUCGUGGGAAAUGAAGAUGAAGAUGAAAGUGAGUCAAGGGGUUGGUGGCAUCAUCCUCGUUACCAUGGUUACAGGUUUCAUGUUGGUGUACAACAGCAGCUCUGGCAAGAGAUCGUCCUCUUCGACGUUUUCAGUGGAGGCUCCUGUUCCAGRCAGGAAAAGACCAGAGGGAACCCUGGUGCCAACUCUGGAGGGCUACACAGGUGUUAUGGACUUCAAGCCUUUAAACAUGCACUGCAGCACGUGUGCCCUGGUGACCAGCUCUGGCCAGCUGACCAGAAGCAGGAAAGGCGACGACAUCGACCGCUCUGAGUGCGUCAUCCGGAUGAACGACGCUCCCAGCGCWGGUUACCAGCAGGAUGUCGGCCGGCGCACCAGUCUGCGUGUCGUGGCUCACUCCAGCCUCCAACGGGUYCUGCAGAGGAGGCAGGAGCUGCUGCUGAACAGCAGCCAGGACACCGUGUUCAUCUUCUGGGGGCCGAGCAGCAGCAUGAGGCGGGACGGGAGAGGCCAUGUUUACAACAAUCUCCGACUGCUGAAGCAGCUGCAGCCCAAACUGAAAGUCUACAUCAUUUCCAGGAUCAAGAUGUUGAAGUUUGAUGAGUUAUUUAAGAAAGAAACAGGAGUUGACAGGAAAAGCUCCAAUUCGUGGCUCAGCACUGGCUGGUUCACCAUGGCCAUAGCUCUGGAGCUUUGUGACAGGAUUAAUGUGUACGGCAUGGUGCCACCUGACUUCUGCAGAUCCCCCGCUCAUCCCGCCGUGCCGUAUCAUUACUACGAGCCCUCGGGGCCCGACGAGUGCUCCGUAUACCUUCUACACGAGAGGAGUCGACGAGGAAGCCACCACCGCUUCAUCACGGAGAAGGUGGUGUUUUCAAACUGGGCUCGAGCUCUGAACGUUCACUUCUACCAGCCCAACUGGAAGCCGCCCGUGGUUGACGCCAGAGCGAACACCUCACACGUUUCAGGCGCUCCACAGGUGAUUCCUACGAGAACGUGGGGGACAGUUUCCAGGAUGUCUUUGUUGUUAUGAGCGAAUGAGACAGCAGGAGGACAGAACAAGCUGCUCUGGCCUGUUGGAGGACCUUUACAGCUGUUUGGAACAAGAUUUUUGCACAUUAUCAGCUCAGAAUCUCUAUCAUGAUUUGAAAGUGUUCCUAAUAUGGUGAAAAUCAAAGCAGCUUUAAGGCUGUGUUUAUCUGCUUUAUGAACAAUUGAACUCAGAAAGAAGACAACGUAUCAUGACAAAGAUUCUGAUCCAAACAAUAUCAUAUCUAUAAUACUGUACUGCUUAGAAGUGAGUAUGUGUAUAUUAAAGGGAUUUAAAACUUAAUUUAAAGGAUGUUGAA
Messenger RNA from Austrofundulus limnaeus, 1529 nucleotides. It is a transcript of the gene st6galnac5b, whose product is annotated as ST6 (alpha-N-acetyl-neuraminyl-2,3-beta-galactosyl-1,3)-N-acetylgalactosaminide alpha-2,6-sialyltransferase 5b. The coding region runs from base 191 to 1213 and encodes 340 amino acids. Gene Ontology annotation, biological process: ganglioside biosynthetic process; oligosaccharide metabolic process. The record is from RefSeq and is a predicted model, not a curated record. Lineage: Eukaryota; Metazoa; Chordata; Actinopteri; Cyprinodontiformes; Rivulidae. Gene Ontology annotation, molecular function: alpha-N-acetylgalactosaminide alpha-2,6-sialyltransferase activity. The transcript has 5 exons.